GCCCAUGCCGCUGCCAUCCAGGAGCACCAUCUGGCGACCAGUGAUUCGUGUAAGGAAGCGGAGGCCUGGUGCCUGCGCAAUGGUUGGAAGGGGAUGUUCUCCCCUGCGAAUCCAGGUGAGGGCGAGGGCAGCUCAGGCGGGGUGGCCGUUCUUGGUCGUAACUUCCUCGGCUUGCACCCCUUGACCAACCUCAACUCCGAUGUUGUCCCGUCCAGGGCG
This is a messenger RNA of Prorocentrum cordatum, 219 nucleotides long. NCBI's taxonomy places the organism in Eukaryota, Dinophyceae, Prorocentrales, Prorocentraceae. The record is from the annotation of a GenBank genome assembly.